AUGCUUAGGCUACAGAAGAGGCUUGCCUCUAGUGUCCUCUGCUGUGGUAAAGAGGUCUGGUUGGACCCCAAUGAGAUCAAUGAAAUUGCCAAUGCUAACUACCGUCAGCAAAUUAGGAAGCUGAUCAAAGAUGGGCUGAUCAUCCAGAAGCCUGUGACUGUCUAUUCCUGGGCUUGCUGCAGGAAAAACAACCUUGGCCCAACAGAAGGGCAGGCACAUGGGCAUAGGAAAGAGAAGGUGACCUGGAUGAGAAGGAUGAGGAUCCUGCACCAGCUUCUCAGGAGAUACUGGGAAUCUAAGAAGAUUGACCGCCAUAUGUAUCUCAGCCUGUACUUGAAGGUCAAAGGGAAUGUACUCAAAACCAAACAGAUUCUCAUGGAACAUAUCCACAAACCGAAGGCAGACAAGGCCCGCAAGAAGCUACUGGCUGACCAGGCUGAGGCUCGCAAGUCUAAGACCAAGGAAGCACGGAAGCACAGGGAGGAGCACCUCCAGGCCAAGAAGGAAGAGCUCAUCAAAACUCUGUCCAAGGAGGAAGAGACCAAGAAAUAA
This is a messenger RNA of Arvicanthis niloticus (Nile rat), 552 nucleotides long. The record is from RefSeq and is a predicted model, not a curated record. Lineage: Eukaryota; Metazoa; Chordata; Mammalia; Rodentia; Muridae.